CGUUAGCUCUGUUUCUGUGGACUAAAUUUGCAAAUAUCACCGUUUCUUUACACUGUUUGAACUUUUAACUCGUGUUAUUUUGACUUCAUGGAGGAAGGCUUCGUUGACUGUCACUGUCACAUAUCAGCCCGUGAGUUUGAAGAGGAUCUGGAGGAUGUUAUUCAAAGGACCAAAGAGGCCGGGCUGAAGACUCUGGUUGCAGUUACAGAAGAAGUUGGAGAGUUUGAAAGAGUUCUGCAGCUGCAGGAACGUUAUCCAGAUCUGGUGGCUCCAUGUUUUGGUAUCCAUCCGCUGCAGGUCGGCGGGGGCUCCGAGCAGCACAGUGUAAAACCUCAGGACCUCGAUGCUGCCCUGCCUCACUUCUACAAACACAGAGAACGCCUCGUUGGUAUCGGAGAGAUUGGUUUGGACUUCACGCCGUGGUGCGCUCCCACUCAGCAGGAUAAAGACGACCAGAUGGCGGUUUUCAUUAAACAGCUCAGCGUCGCUGAAGAGCUCGAGUUACCCGUUAACGUCCACUCACGAUCAGCUGCUAAGGUCACCAUAGAGACGAUGAGGGAACAAGGUAUCAGUCGAGCUCUACUUCAUAACUUCGCUGGGAAGCCGUCUGUAGCUCUGGAAGGCGUGAAGGCCGGGUACCUCUUCUCGUUUCCACCAGCGGUGUGCAGAAACCAACAGAGAGACAAACUGAUCAAGCAGAUCCCGCUGGAACACAUCUGUCUGGAAACCGACUCUCCUGCACUGGGGCUCGAGAAGCAUGUGAGGAACGAGCCUCGUAACAUCGUUCUGUCCUGUCGCUACGUCGCUGACAUCAAAGGUGUGUCGCCAGAAACUGUUCAACUCGUCACCGCACAAAAUGCAUACAGACUUUUCCCCAAGGCCAACAGGCGCUAACACUCACAUGUUUCAGAAAGGUAAGGUUUAUCCUCAGGGAGCUAGAAUAUCUGAAAACAUACAAGGACUGAAAAAUAAGAAGUGGAAACAACCUCCAGAUCUUCAUUUUGAAGCUAAAGUGAAAGCCAGCUGUUUAUUUUUAAGAACAUUAUGUUUUAGGCCGGUUUUUGUCUGGCCAAAUGUUGCACCUGGA
Messenger RNA from Labrus mixtus (cuckoo wrasse), 1087 nucleotides. RefSeq names its product TatD DNase domain containing 3 (gene tatdn3). The record is from RefSeq and is a predicted model, not a curated record. Gene Ontology annotation, molecular function: hydrolase activity, acting on ester bonds. Bases 88 to 894 code for a protein of 268 amino acids. NCBI's taxonomy places the organism in Eukaryota, Metazoa, Chordata, Actinopteri, Labriformes, Labridae. The transcript has 10 exons.